UCAUUCCCGCCCAAUUUCUGCAGGCUAUGUUUAUGUCAUUUUUUGAAGAUGAAGUAGCAGACUAGCAGUCAGUUUGUUGUUGUUUGUAUUCAUCGCUCUGCCUUUUUUAAAAGAUCGGCUUGAUAUAAGAUGACAAAGAAAGAGGUCCAGAAGUCUCCCAUUAUUUCUCGAGAAGAGGUUCCAAAACGCAAGGUUCUCAUCUGCAAAGAGAGUAUCUGCAAAAGUGAAAAAGCAGAGAUUGUAAAAUUAAGACAUCCACAACAUGGAAAUGAAGCUAUUUACUUAAUUGGUGAUGGUGGUCAAACAAUUCAAGAGAUCAUUAAACUGGAUGAUAAAAGGUCUUUAUUCAUUAAUAACUCGAUAUCAUCAAAUGGGAAUUUUUACAUUUCUACACCAAUAGAUCCACUUUUUAUUAUACUCCCUUAUUUCGAAAAGGAGAAACGUUGUUGCCCUUUAGAUCAACUUGUCUAUGAUGAGGAAUUUCCUAGUAUCGAACUCCUUUUGAAAAGUUCAGGGAUAAAAUUUAUCCAGCAAAUAGCUGACAAAAGAGGGGAUGAAACGUUAAAUACAUAUAUUUAUAACGAGGAGAAGACAUUGAAAUGGCUUAGUAAAAAAGUUGAUAGGAUUGUUUCUGCACUCAAAGGGCAAGGUUACCAAGUUUGUAGCAAUAUUACGUCAUCAGCAAAUUUUGUGAAGAGUGAAAAUGGAGAAGACGAAGAAAGUUACAUAAGAUACGCAUUUGGUAUGCUGUCAGAUUAUUUAUCCGAAAGUUUAUCGGGAAAGUUAGCAAAGUUUCUUAAAUUACCAGACGUCAGCCAAGUAAAAAAUUUAAACAAAAGGAAAGACGAGCCAGAAUCUGAGCUGGGGCCUAGGAAAAAACAAAAGCUGGAUGAAAACGAGAAACCUGCUACAGUUGCAAUAAAACCUGAAAAGAAGGUGAAAGUGGGGAAGAAAGUUCAGGAAUUGGCCAAUGCUGCUAAAGGUACGAAGUCAAUAUCAUCUUUUUUCAAAAAAUAAAAUUAAAAACAAGACAAAAUACAUUUUGUUAAAAUUUUAUUUGUAAACAUUAAUAUUGUUUAAUAUUGCUCUCAUGAUUAUAUGUAGUUUUUGUUUUAAUAUUUUUUUUAAUAAAUCAAAUCAUUCAUAUUAUUAUUAAAAACUGUCAUUUUACCAUAGAGUUUCAAAAUUUCCACAAGUUAUUUCAGAUGUCAAUAAUAAAUUGUUUACUUCACAA
Cimex lectularius (bed bug) is the source of this 1234-nucleotide messenger RNA. Its product is annotated as ribonuclease H2 subunit B. The transcript has 8 exons. The coding region runs from base 130 to 1017 and encodes 295 amino acids. Gene Ontology annotation, cellular component: ribonuclease H2 complex; nucleoplasm. Gene Ontology annotation, biological process: RNA catabolic process; ribonucleotide metabolic process. NCBI's taxonomy places the organism in Eukaryota, Metazoa, Arthropoda, Insecta, Hemiptera, Cimicidae. The record is from RefSeq and is a predicted model, not a curated record.